This is a messenger RNA of Mytilus californianus (California mussel), 928 nucleotides long. RefSeq names its product periostin-like. NCBI's taxonomy places the organism in Eukaryota, Metazoa, Mollusca, Bivalvia, Mytilida, Mytilidae. Bases 9 to 899 code for a protein of 296 amino acids. The record is from RefSeq and is a predicted model, not a curated record. The transcript is spliced from 6 exons.
UCACAUUUAUGAACGUCACCAUGAGGUCUUUGUAUGUGUGUGCCGUGUUUUUGUCUUCUUUAUCGUGCUCAUUUGGAGCAACUAUUUUAGAAUAUUUACAGAGCAAACCAGCCAAUUUUACAUAUGCCGUCCAAGCUAUUAAAAUUGCAAAUUUGACGAAUGAACUUCAAUCAGGAGGACCAUUUACGGCAUUUAUACCAACUGAUGCUGCCUUCCAGAAAAUUCCAGCACCAAUUUUACAACAACUUUUAAAUGAUCAAACUGCAAUCAGAAGUUUGUUGCUUAAACAUGUGACAAAUGGAGCACUCAUUUCACCAUUCAUCAAAAGCGGAGACAAAGAAGUAUCCCUUGGCGGUACUAACUUAACUUUGACCAAAAAUGGCGCUGGUGCUGUAUCCGUGAAUGGGGUAAAAGUUAUCCUUCCUGACGUCAUCGUAUCCAAUGGUGUUGUACAAGGAAUUGAUUUCGUCUUCAAUGUGCCCGCUGCUAGCGUCAAUAUGGUUGAGUAUCUUUUAAAAAAUCAAGACCAAUUCAAAGACCUCACUGCAGCAUUAACACUUGGUGGUUUACUGUCAACACUAGAGGGUCCAGGACCUUUCACGUUGUUUGCACCAACGGACGCAGCGUUCACAACUUUGUCAACCUCACUACAAAGUCUAGCCUCAGACAUGAAUCUUUUUAAAAAUAUCUUAAAAUAUCAUGUCGUCAGUGGGUCUACAUACGCUGCAGAUCUUAAGGAUGGACAAAAAGUAACAACUCUGGCCGGAAGUGCUUUUACAGUUAUGAAAGCGGGCACAUCCGUCACUAUUGACCACGCCCACGUUACACAGCCAGACAUUCCCGUUCUCAAUGGUGUUAUACAUGUUAUUGACGGCGUACUUGUUCCAAGCACAUUUUGAUAUUAAAAUAUGUUAUAUAAUAUUUCUAA